Molecule: messenger RNA, 513 nt
Organism: Polistes dominula (European paper wasp)
Lineage: Eukaryota; Metazoa; Arthropoda; Insecta; Hymenoptera; Vespidae
Gene: LSm3
Product: U6 snRNA-associated Sm-like protein LSm3
Biological process (GO): mRNA splicing, via spliceosome
Molecular function (GO): RNA binding
Source: RefSeq, a predicted model, not a curated record
UUCGAUUACUGUCUUCGAGAUAAGUCGAUGAGUUGAAUAAAAUACAGGCAUUUGUGUAUUUUGUUUAAUAAUAUUAAAUCAAGACUAAACUAUUAAUUCAUAAAUAUAAUUAACUAUAAUUUAUUAAUUAUUUCAAUAAUAAUUAUAUUAUGGCUGAUGAAACAGAACAGGUUCCUGCAAUAAAUGUUAAAGAACCAUUGGAUUUAAUAAGAUUGAGUUUGGAUGAACGAAUUUAUGUUAAAAUGAGAAACGAAAGAGAAUUACGUGGACGUUUACAUGCUUAUGAUCAACAUUUGAAUAUGGUGUUAGGUGAAGCUGAAGAAACUGUGACAACUGUAGAAAUUGAUGAAGAAACAUAUGAGGAAGUUUAUCGUACUACCAAAAGGAAUAUAUCAAUGUUAUUCAUUCGUGGUGAUGGUGUUAUUUUGGUAUCACCGCCUAGCAUGAGAGCACCCAUGUAAAACAUACAUAUAUAUAUCGGGUAAAGUACAUUUGAAAAUUAAUAUACAAGAA